AUGGAAGACCCAGUCUCCGAAAUCCCAAGAGUAAUCCAACACCUCACGCAAUCGCCCCCGACGCAACAAUCCGAAACCAUCGACAAAUUCUUCACCCCAGAUGCCUCCUUCGUACACCCUUUCUGCCGGAUCCAUCAUUUCCGAGGCAGUCGCUGGGUCGUGAAAAAGAUCUACCAAUGGUAUAAAGUGAUGUCGCCGCGCAUUGAGAUGAAGAUCCACUCUAUUGCAUAUGAUUCCGACAACCAAAAACUCUACGUGACAAUGUCUCAGAUCUUCACGAUCUGGAUCGUUCCGUUUCAUGUUGCGCCUGUGACGCUUACGACUGUGUUAUCGCUAACUACAAAUCCGAAUGGCUACUUAUCUUCUUCCCCUUCGACCACGGCGUCCUCGGAAAAAUCACACCAGCCAAACGAAGAAGGAGCAAGCUACGCCGACGUCGUCGCCAACGGCAACCCAGAUAGCAAGACGCCCCUAACCACCCACACAAACGGUCACCGCAAGCUCUAUUACAUCACCAAACAAGAAGAUCUAUAUCAAACAUCAGAAUUUAUCAAGUUUGUCCUCCCGCAUAUCGGGCACUGGAUUGUAUUAGCGAUACAUGCAUUCGCGACGGUGUUCUGCGUGCUGGGGGUCUUUCUGUGGUGGCCGUUUGUGUGGAUGGAGGAGAAGGGGUGGAUUCCCGGGUUAGUUUUGAGGGGUGGAAAUAUUGUUUAUGAUAUUGGUUGGAAGAAAAGAGCGAUUGGGUCUGCGUCUUCCUAA
Aspergillus bombycis is the source of this 759-nucleotide messenger RNA. RefSeq lists its product as uncharacterized. Bases 1 to 759 code for a protein of 252 amino acids. NCBI's taxonomy places the organism in Eukaryota, Fungi, Ascomycota, Eurotiomycetes, Eurotiales, Aspergillaceae. The transcript has 3 exons. The record is from RefSeq and is a predicted model, not a curated record.